Messenger RNA from Malurus melanocephalus (red-backed fairy wren), 1342 nucleotides. Its product is annotated as cobalamin binding intrinsic factor-like. NCBI's taxonomy places the organism in Eukaryota, Metazoa, Chordata, Aves, Passeriformes, Maluridae. Gene Ontology annotation, molecular function: cobalamin binding. Gene Ontology annotation, biological process: cobalamin transport. The transcript has 9 exons. The coding region runs from base 31 to 1308 and encodes 425 amino acids. The record is from RefSeq and is a predicted model, not a curated record.
ACUCUGAGUGGGUCAAUUUGCUCUGAGAGGAUGCUUGGCAUGGCUUUGGGCAUCGGGGUCCUGCUGGCCCUGCUGGGCUGCACAGCCACCGAGGGCUGUGUGGCCCCACAGGAAUUGGUCUCCCAGCUGCUCCAGCGCUUGGAGGGAUCUGUCAAUCUCCAUGAAGCAGCAAAUCCCAGCGUCCUGCUGGCCAUGAACCUGGCYGGGGGGGACAGAGAUGGCCCCAUCUUCAAGUGGCUGCUCCAGGAGAUCAAGGAGGAGGCAGUGAAGAGAGCCCACAAAGACAUGACCUCAGGACAAGUGGCUCUGCACGUCCUCGCCCUYCUCUCCUCCUGCCAGGACCCCCAGCGUGUCCAUGCCCUGGACCAAAGCAUUGACCUGAUCCAUGUCCUGCAGCAGAAAACAGAUGAGGAGAUGGCCCAACUGGAGACGGAGGGGAUUCCCAAAACUUCCCUGUACAGCAUGAGCCUGGACACUCUGGCCCUGUGCCUGGCUGAGGCAGGCGGUGCCCAAGGGCCAUCAGUGGCSCUGGCCAAGCGGGUGCUCAGCCCCGAGAGCCAACUCUCCCUGGACACCCGUGCCAUGGUGGCGCUGGCGCUGGCCUGUGUCUACAGCAAUGUGGAGCUGCAGGAUGUGCAGGAACUGCUCCUGGAGGCAUUUUGGACAGUGAGCAACAGCCUUCUGGAUGAGCAGGAGAAGGGGAAUGGCAUGAUCGGGAAUAUCUACAGCAUGGGGCUGGCCCUGCAGGCGCUGCAGGCCACAAGGGAGUUUUAUGCCCCACGGAAGUGGGAUUGUGCCCAGGCUUUCUCCGUGGUGUCUAGCCAUGACUACCAGCAGCCCAUGGCCAUUGCCCAGGUGCUGCCAGCCCUGGUGGGCAGGUCCUACCUGGAUGUGGCUGGCCUGGACUGCAGUGCCACAAAGGAUGUAUCCCCAAGCCGACAGCUGCUCUUGUCCCCAACACUGGGGACACAUGGCGUUCCCAGAGCUCCCAUCCUGGUGCAUUACUCCAUCACCAACACGCUCCAAGGAAAACACUUCCAAUACUCCACCACGGUGACAGUCCCAAGUGGCUCCACGCUGCUGCAGGUGCUGGAGGUGGCAGCAGAGAAGAACCCCCAAAUCUUUAGCUUCGAGACAGAGAUGACAUCCUGGGGCCCCAUGGUGGUGUCCAUCCACGGGCUGGCUGCCAGCACAGAUGACAGGACCUAUUGGCAGUUCCUCAGUGCUGGGGAUGCCCUUGAUAAAGGGGUGGGCAGCUACAAGCCACACGAUGGGGAGCACAUCCAGGCCGUCUUCAGCACCUACUGAUACCACCAAGACACCCUGGACCUCGCCAUGGACC